Prosopis cineraria is the source of this 2454-nucleotide messenger RNA. Its product is annotated as ethylene-responsive transcription factor RAP2-7-like. The transcript is spliced from 10 exons. NCBI's taxonomy places the organism in Eukaryota, Viridiplantae, Streptophyta, Magnoliopsida, Fabales, Fabaceae. The coding region runs from base 718 to 2199 and encodes 493 amino acids. Gene Ontology annotation, biological process: regulation of DNA-templated transcription. Gene Ontology annotation, molecular function: DNA-binding transcription factor activity; DNA binding. The record is from RefSeq and is a predicted model, not a curated record.
GUCGCUAAUCACUAGUGCCAUCGUAUGCGUCAAAUGAAAACCAAACCAUCACGCUCUCAAACACACCAGGUUAAACAUUGCAAAACAAAUUUUCGGAACAGACUCGCACAGAAAGGUUUAGUGGUGACGCCUGUUUCUGUCUAUGAAACCAUCAAGACUUCGAUUCACAAAAAUCUGUUUCACAAUAUCAACGACCGGUCACCCAACCAACCGGUUCUCUCCAUCCCAGAGACAAUGUUUAUAUAUUCCGACUUCGCUGCCUAUGGGGUCUCCUAUGUUCCUGCGCGCGUCCCAUGAUCCCAUCCCUCUCUCUCUCGACGUGCCGUUGGAAUCCUGUGCUCGGCUCUGCUUUCUCCUCCGACCUUCGUUUUACGGCCGGUGAUAUGACCAAUGCCACUCGGGUAGCUUCCUGCCCGCGCCCUAUCUUCUCAGCUGCUUCCUCCUUCUCCAACCUUUUCCCUCGUGUUUGGAGGCACUGAAGGAGCUUUUGAUUCUGUUUCGAGGCUCUUUUGCUCUGCGUCAGAAGCUAUUUGGCUUUUUGCUUACAUUACAUGUGGAUGUGCUUUCGAUCGGAUCCACUUUCUUGGUCGAAUUCAUCUGCUGGAAGAAAAAUAUCGGUGAUGUCGAGGAGUAUAUCGUUUACUACUUAGAUAACAUUAAAUUGCAGAAAUAAAGCGGCGAAUACGAAAAUCAGGUUCAACUCGAAGAUCAAGCGCCAUGUUCGAUCUUAAUCUGAAUGCCGAUUCGACUCAUACCGCUUGUAACGAUGACUUCGUCAGGUUCUCCGACGAGCUAACGGAAGCCUCCGGAAAUAAAAUGGCGAAAUCCGGGACUUCCAAUUCCUCUAAUGUCUAUGCUAAUGGGUCCAGCAAUGGAGGAGAUGAAGACUCCUGCUCCACACGUGGUGGGGACGCCUUCACCUUUAAUUUCGAGAUCCUUAAGGAGGAAGGCGGUAAAGAAGUCGCGACCAAGGAGCGAUUUCUGUUUAGUGAAACAAAAGGAGUGGAUGGCGAAUCUGCGAAUUGGCAGGGUCAGUCUUUCUCUGCCCUUCCGUCGAGAAAGAGCUGGGUGAGUCUUUCCUUUGAUCAUCAGGGUGGGAACGGAGAGAUGAAGAUGGUUCAGGUUCAGCAACAAUCUCGGCAGCAAGUGAAGAAAAGCAGAAGAGGUCCCAGGUCUCGGAGCUCGCAGUACAGAGGGGUCACCUUUUACAGGAGGACUGGAAGAUGGGAAUCGCACAUCUGGGAUUGCGGGAAGCAAGUCUAUUUGGGUGGAUUUGAUACCGCUCAAGCCGCAGCCAGAGCCUACGAUCGAGCUGCUAUUAAGUUUAGGGGAGUUGAUGCUGACAUCAAUUUCAAUCUCAAUGAUUACGAGGAGGAUCUUAAGCAGAUGAGAAAUCUCACCAAGGAGGAAUUCGUUCACAUACUUCGUCGCCAGAGUACUGGUUUCUCAAGGGGGAGUUCAAAAUACCGAGGAGUAACGCUGCACAAGUGUGGUCGUUGGGAAGCUCGAAUGGGACAAUUUCUUGGCAAAAAGUAUAUAUAUCUUGGGCUAUUCGACAGCGAAGUAGAAGCUGCAAGGGCUUAUGAUAAGGCAGCUAUCAAAUGUAACGGAAGAGAGGCAGUCACCAACUUUGAACUAAGAACAUACGAAGGAGAGAUGAAGCCUGAGGUCAUUACUGAGGGUGGCAGUCACAAUCUUGACCUCAAUUUGGGCAUUGCAACACCGAGCAGUGGCCCGGAAGAGAAUAGGAGCCAUCAGUCACAAUCUAUCCCUUACGACAUGCAUACUGGAAGAAGAUCAAGGCAGAAGAUCAAUAUUGAUUCCGUCAAUGGUGAUCCGUCGUUGAAAAGGCCAGUUGAUCCAGAGGAGCGUCCUUCUGCGUGGAAUGGCAUAUAUCCUAGUUUCUUUCCCGAUCAGGAAAGGGUUUAUGGAAUCAGUACAGAUCAUUCACAAGGACUGCCUCCAUGGGGUUGGCAAACGCUUGGCCAGGUUACUGCGACGUCAGUACCACUGUUCUCUACUGCAGCAUCAUCAGGAUUCUCAAUGUCAGCUACCUUUCCUUUGGCUUCCAUCUGUCCAACAAAAUCUUUGAGUUUGAGCUCAAUUCCCUGUAAUAUCUGUUUCGAUCCAUCAAGUGCAGCUGGCAGCAACACAAGUCAACAUUAUUGCCAGAUGAAGUCCCCGCACGCCCCCCGCUAGCCCCAGCCUCUCUACAAUUAUAAUAUAGAUAAAAACGCAAUCCCCUCAAAACUGUUUGCGUUCUAAAUUCCUUGUAUAAUUCAGUUACCGAUCCGUGUAUACUUUGAGAUUCGACUCCUGAUUGGUAACUCCUGGCUAAACAAUUAUGCACUGGUUUGGGCAUUCUCUGAAGAUGCUAAUUUCCCGCUCCAGUGCUCUAGUUCUUCUUACGUUCCGUUCCUCCACGAAUUAACUAAUCUUAUUUCAUUAAGCUUU